Messenger RNA from Fusarium keratoplasticum, 1362 nucleotides. RefSeq names its product 1,3-beta-glucanosyltransferase. The record is from RefSeq and is a predicted model, not a curated record. NCBI's taxonomy places the organism in Eukaryota, Fungi, Ascomycota, Sordariomycetes, Hypocreales, Nectriaceae. Gene Ontology annotation, cellular component: fungal-type cell wall; cytoplasm. Gene Ontology annotation, molecular function: 1,3-beta-glucanosyltransferase activity. The coding region runs from base 1 to 1362 and encodes 453 amino acids. The transcript has 3 exons. Gene Ontology annotation, biological process: fungal-type cell wall (1->3)-beta-D-glucan biosynthetic process.
AUGAAGACCGCUGUUCUUCUUUCCGCUUUGGCGGGCAUUGGCGCCGUCUCGGCCACCCCUACCCUCAAGGAGCCUCCUAGCAAGCGUGCAACCCUCCCCACCGUGACGGUCUCGGGCAACGCUUUCUGGGCCGGCGAUGAACGAUUCUACCUUCGAGGCAUUGACUAUCAGCCUGGCGGUGCUUCCGCUAACAAGGACCCCUUGGCCGAUACUAAGGUCUGCGAGCGUGAUAUUAAGAACUUCAAGGACCUUGGCGUCAAUGUCAUUCGUGUUUACGCCGUCGACAACACGGCCGACCACGAUGAGUGCAUGAAGGCGCUCAACGAUGCUGGCAUCUACCUCGUCCUGGAUGUCAACAACCCCAAGUACUCUAUCAACCGCGGCAACCCCGGUCCCUCCUACAACGCCGCCUACCUCCAGAGCGUCUUUGCCACUGUCGAGAUGUUUGCUCAGUACGACAACACCCUCGCUUUCUUCUCGGGUAACGAGGUCAUCAACGAUGAGGAGGAUACCGACAAGUCCGCUCCCUACGUCAAGGCUGUCACUCGUGAUAUGAGGGCAUUCAUGAAGGCCCGCAAGCUCCGCCAGGUCCCUGUCGGUUACUCGGCUGCCGAUGUCGCACAGAACAGAAUGCAGACUGCCCACUACUUCAACUGCGGCUCCGACGAUCUGCGGUCCGACUUCUUCGCCUUCAACGACUACUCUUGGUGCAACAGUGACUUCAAGACCGCUGGCUGGGAUGUCAAGGUCAAGAACUUUACUGACUACGGUCUUCCCAUCUUCCUCUCCGAAUAUGGUUGCAUCAAGAACCGUCCUCGCAAGUUUGAGGAGCUCGAGGCCCUGAUGAGCGACGAGAUGACCGGUGUCUACUCUGGUGGUCUCAUGUACGAGUACUCGUACGAGGACAACGACUUCGGUAUCGUCAAGAUCAGCGGCAACACCGUCAAGACCACCGACGAGUACAAGCUUUUGAAGGAGGCUCUUAAGAACUACCCCAUGCCCACCGGCUCUGGCGGCGCUGCCAAGUCUACGCACGGUGUCGACUGCCCCGCCAAGGAAGAUGUCUGGCAGGUUGACCCUGACCUUGUUCCCGAGAUGCCCUCGCAGGCCAAGAAGUACUUUACCAACGGUGCUGGCAAGGGUCCCGGCUUCGAUGGCAACGAUGGCGAGGGUUCCCACUUUGAGGUCGACAGCGGUACCGCGACCGCCAGUGUCAGCGCUGGUAAGUCCACUUCUACCAGCAGUGGUUCCGAGUCUUCGGACGACGACGACGACAGCGCCGCUUCCACUCUGGACCUGGCUCCUCUCUACAUCACUGGCGCCGCCACCCUCUUCACUCUGUUCGGAACCCUUCUCCUGUAA